UAUUGGAGUGUGAUAAAUUAAAAGCUAACAAUAAAAUGUCGAAAACACAAGCAGUUGAUGCUACGGCAGUCUCGACCACCAAAAGCAAAGAUCAACUUCAAACCAAAUAUUUUUGUCAAGUUACUCAAAAGCAGAUCGUUGAAGUCGUGAUGGAAUUAUCGGCUAUUGAAACAAAACUUCAACGCCGGCUACCUUUACGUUACGUCCUUGUAAUUGACAUAUUCGCGGAACUGGUCGUUCAAAACAUCGCUAAUGAAGAUUCACUCGCCAUAGUUACGUUUUCUCAUGAUGUCAAUACAGAUAUGAAGAUGACUGUGAUGAACAAUGCCGCUAAGACUAAAGCAAAAGAUGUUAUUAGAAGUCUUCAUACAAGAGGUCAAACUAAUCUUGAAAUUGGAUUGAUGACAGGAUUACAUGUGCUUAAACAGGAUUCUGGAAAGCAUGAUCGAGAUUUGAUGAUUGUAUUCACGGACGGAAUGGCCAAUUUGGGUGAAACAGAUCCGGAGCAACUUGUCAUCAAAUACAGAAAUUAUCAGAAGACAAUGAAUAAAACUAGCUGUGUACCGAUUUCCGCAUUUACAAUCGGUCAAUACGCACCAGUGUUGCUGAACGAGAUUGCAGGACAUCUCGGAAGUGAUGCGUUUUAUUGGUUGAACGAAGAAGAGGAAUUUGAGGCUGACAUGCUAAUACCUGUAUUUCUUAGGGAAACAACUCGAGUUACCGAUGUCAGUAUCGACAUGAACUGCUUGAAAGGAGUUAGUUUCGAUGAGAAUCACAUUUCUGGAAAACAUUUACUGGAAUCCUCUGGAAGGAUGCUGAAGUACUUCAUACAUGCAAUGCCAGAAGAUACCAAGAAGCAUAUUCCAUUUACACUCGUGUUGCCUCAGAACGAAUUGGAGGAGUUGGAUGAGCAGCAUAUUGUCGAUAUAAAAGUCAGUUAUCUUGACGACAAGAUGAAUAAACAGAAUAUAGAUGAUUUUGUGAUCCUAUGCACAAAAACUUUGAGCGAAUGCAAAAACGAAAAAACGGGAGAGAGAAAGGGUCACGAAGCAAGUAUCAUGGACGAAAUAUCGUCGUUCACAAUUUUUCAAAAAACAGUUAACGUCAAUUGGAUAGAAGCUCAGACUUCUCUCGUUUGUAUUGCUGAAGAAAAAUACAGAAAAAUGUGCAUGAUCGGAAUAAAUAACGCUGAAUAUUAUAUUAUUAAUGAAGAUAUGAAAGGACAUGGGAAGGCAAUUCAAGAUGCAAUUUUAGAAAUCAAUGAAAUUAAAAAACAAUAUACGAUUAUUCUAGGAGAUCGCAGUAAAUAUGCAAAACAACUCAACGAUGAUGCUGAUGGCUGGAUAAAGAAACUUAAUUUUGGAAAAACUAUUAAAACAGAAGAAAGUCUUGGUAGACUUUUUGCAAUGCAAUCCUCCAUAGCUACAGAAAUGCCAACAGCCAAAGGGGUUUUUGAUCCAAGAAUUAAACAGCCAUAUUUGCCUCCUGGAAUUGAAAAGAAGCUUAGACAAUAUGAAAAGAUCGUGAAACGCACCAAGAAGGAGAAGAAAACGUUUCAAACUACGAGUGUUUUCAAAGCUCAAAACAUUCUUGUGUCUGAAGCGUUACGUGAUAAGAAAGUUGGCGCAAAACAAGAAACGAUGUCUGAUUUGAUCAUCAGAUGUGGGGGAAGACCAGUGCCCAACGUCAACACGGUAUUCAACAAUACAUUUUUAGUGUGUUCAGACAAAGACUUCAAGAAAAAUACAGUAUUGGUGCGGGAUUCUAAAAGAGCUCAAAUUCCAAUUGUUCGAGAGGAUUACAUAUAUCACUGCAUUCAAGAAAAGAAAAUAUUGGAUAUAAAUCCAUAUUUAUUAAAUAAAGAUAAGAUAAAGGUUCCGAUAAGCACAUAAUCUUUAUCAUUUUAAUUAUAUGAUACAAAUGAGCUAAAUGCUAAUAAACUAUUGUGCGUUACCCAAUGGCAGUAUAUAUACGUUCGGACUAAUCGAGACCCAAAGUUGUUGUAAUACAAAUUCAGCAUGAUGUAUAUACAGCAUGAUCUAAAAUUUCCAUCGCUUAUACAGGGAGAUCAGACCAAGUGUGGAAAUGUUUAUUGAAAUAUU
Styela clava is the source of this 2102-nucleotide messenger RNA. RefSeq lists its product as uncharacterized. The record is from RefSeq and is a predicted model, not a curated record. Lineage: Eukaryota; Metazoa; Chordata; Ascidiacea; Stolidobranchia; Styelidae.